UAAAUAUAAUUAUUUAGAAAUUGAAACCUUCCAUAUCUCUUUACAACAUUUCUCUAUUUUCCUUUAAACUUUUUUUUUAAUGAUGUCUUAAUUGAAGGAGAAAAAGCAAGAUUGAAAGUUUUAUAAGAGCAAAAUUAUAUUAUCUGAACGAGGGAAGGCAAAUAAAAGAGAAGAAAGAGGAUGAAAUUAACCUCCUCUGUUCUUGUAUUUAUUGUGCCUCCUCUCAGAUCUUAGUUUCUUCUAACAUUUGCUACUUGCGUCUCUUUUCAUUGAGAAAGAUGUCUGAAAAUGGUAAACUAUUUAUCGGUGGGAUAUCUUGGGACACCAAUGAACAGCGUCUCAAAGAGUAUUUCGAUAGUUAUGGUGAAGUGGUAGAGGCAGUGAUCAUGAAGGAUCGGACCACAGGGCGUGCUCGUGGUUUUGGUUUCGUUGUUUUCGCCGACCCAGCUGUUUCUGAUAGAGUCAUCAAGGAGAAACACAACAUUGAUGGCAGGAUGGUUGAGGCAAAGAAGGCAGUUCCUAGGGAUGAGCAAAACAUUAUGAGUAGAAGCACUAGCAGCAUCCAUGGUUCUCUAGGUCCAGGCCGGGCAAGAAAGAUUUUUGUUGGAGGUUUAGCAUCAACUGUCACAGAGAGUGACUUUAAAAAGUAUUUUGAUCAGUUUGGAAAUAUAACAGAUGUAGUGGUGAUGUAUGAUCAUAACACCCAAAGGCCUAGGGGUUUUGGAUUCAUUUCUUAUGAUUCAGAAGAAGCAGUGGACCAAGUGUUGCUAAAAAAAUUCCAUGAACUGAACGGUAAAAUGGUUGAGGUCAAAAGAGCAGUUCCCAAAGAAUUAUCACCUGUUUCUAGUCGUAGUUCCCUUGGUGGAUUUAACUAUGGUAUGAAUAGUGUCAACAGCUUUCUUAAUGGCUAUGCUCAAGGAUUUACUCCAAGCAAUGUUGGAGGUUAUGGACUUGGGAUGGAUGGUAGAUUCAGUCCAAUUGCUAGUGGUCGAAGCGGGUUUCCUCCUUUUGGUUCUGGUUAUGGAAUGGGCAUGAACUUUGAGCCAGGGUUGAACCCAAAUUUUGGAAAUAGUGCAAAUUUUAGUAGUAAUAUGAGCUAUGGACGAGGAUUAAGUCCUUACUAUAUUGGAAAUACAAGUAGAUUCGCUAGUCCUAUUGGGUAUGAUGGAAGAAGUGGAGGUAACACUUCCUUUUUCAGCUCAAUGACCCGUAAUCUUUUAGGAAAUGGGGGGAUCAAUUAUAACACAAAUGUUGUUAGUUCAAGUGCAUGUAUGGGAUCUGGAAGCGGGAGUAUAGGAGGAAGUGUCUUUGGGAACAGGAUUAAUUGGGGUUCUUCUGGAAGUCCCAGUCAUGGUGGAGGGAUUGAUGUUUCUAGCAAUAGUCUGAAUUUCGGCUACGGAAGUGGUUAUAAUAGAUUUGGACUGGAAACAGCAGGGUAUGGAAGAAAUAGUGGGACCAAUCUAGUGGCGACAUCAUCAUAUGCAGCAUCAAAUGGUGGCUAUGAUGGAGCCUUUGUGGACCUGUAUAGUGGAGCUUCAGUUUAUGGGGAUACUGCUUGGAGAUCAUCAAUGUUUGAGCGAGAUGGUUUUCAUUCCUUUGGGUAUGGACUUGGUAGUGCCACUUCUGAUGUUUUGGGCAAAAGUUCUCCUACUUAUGUCGGGGGUUAUAGCGUUAGUAAGAGACAAGAAAAUAGAGGUAAGACUUGUCACUUAGCAUCCUAUGUUCAUUCUUUAAACGAUUUUAGAUUGAAGAAUUUGCCAUAAUUUUUUCGAAGAAUUAUCAAUGAUGUUCAUAAGAAUUUAGUGGCACAAUCUUUUUGAGUGUUGUAGAAGCAUAAUAGAAAGAACCUUGAAAACUUUAAUAUGGGGGCUCUGUUAAAUAUCUUUAUUGGGCCUAAGUCUUAAAUGUAGCUAAACAUUCUUCUUAGUAAUAUCAUCUUCCAUGUUUUAAUGCUGUA
This is a messenger RNA of Gossypium raimondii (Peruvian cotton), 1957 nucleotides long. Its product is annotated as heterogeneous nuclear ribonucleoprotein 1. The transcript is spliced from 3 exons. Bases 279 to 1763 code for a protein of 494 amino acids. Gene Ontology annotation, molecular function: RNA binding. NCBI's taxonomy places the organism in Eukaryota, Viridiplantae, Streptophyta, Magnoliopsida, Malvales, Malvaceae. The record is from RefSeq and is a predicted model, not a curated record.